CCAUUCUGCAAGGGGCAUAAGCUUGUUCUCAUCAGCAGAGGCAGCAAACAAGCAAAAGCAAUGGAACCUUACCUCCCAUGGCUCUUCCUCCAAUUCCUGCUACUUCUGGGAAUAUCAUCUGCUGCUCAAGCACAAGUGAACAUCCCCCUGGGCUCCUCCUUGAAGCCCGAGGGGCCAAACAGCCACUGGCUCUCGUCUUACGGCGACUUUGCGUUCGGUUUUCGCCAACUGGAAGGUAACACCUCCUCAUACCUCCUCGCCGUCUGGAUCGACACGAUCCCUGAAAAGACUGUCGUUUGGUAUGCCAAGAGCAUCUCAAAUGGUGAAGGGUCACCUGUGCAAGUGCCAUCCAGCUCUGUGCUGAAACUCACCACUGACGGGUUGCUGUCGCUUCGCAACCCAGCUGGCGAUGAGGUUUGGAGUCCGCGGAUCCCGCAUGUGGCAUACGCCAGAAUGCUCGACACGGGCAACUUCAUGCUUGUUGACGCAGAUGGCACGGCAAAGUGGGAGACCUUUGAUUUCCCGGCUGAUACCCUCCUGCCCACACAAGUGCUUGCUGUGGGUCAGGAAGACAAGGUACUCAGAAGCCGUCUCAUCGCCACAGACUACGAGAAUGGCCGGUUUCUCUUAGCUGUGCAACCUGAUGGUAAUCUUGUGUUCUAUCCAGUUGCCGAGCCUUCUACAAAUCGGUACCUUCCAUACUGGGCAUCUAAUACAGUUGGCAACGGCUUGCAGUUGGUGUUCAAUGAAACCGGCAGAAUAUACUUCACCUUGAAAAAUGGGACACAAAUCAAUAUCACUUGGGCAGGUGGAAGCACAAUGGAUGAUUUCUUCAAUCGUGCCACGCUUGAUCCAGACGGUGUAUUUCGGCAAUAUGUGUACCCAAAGAGCAGAAAGGUCAGAAACCUAUGGAUCUCGCAAUGGACGGUGGUGAGCUCUAUUCCCCAGGACAUCUGCCUGGCAAUAGAGGCAAAUGCAGGCAGUGGUACAUGUGGCUUCAACAGCUACUGCUCCUUUGACGGCAUCAAGAAUCAGAGAAGCUGCCUAUGCCCACAACGUUACAAAUUCUUCGACGACGAGAGGAAGUACAAAGGGUGCAGGCCUGACUUUGUGCCACAAAGCUGUGACCUUAAUGAGGCAGCAGCACUGGCACAGUUUGAGAUGACUCUGGUAAAUAGUGUUGAUUGGCCUCUAUCUGACUAUGAGGAAUACAGCGACAUAGACGAGACAGUGUGCCGGAGGUUGUGUGUGAUUGAUUGCUUCUGUGCCACAGCCGUCUUUCAGGCAAGCACAAAUACCUGCUGGAAGAAAAGGCUCCCUUUAUCGAAUGGCUAUAUGGCGGAAAGCAUAGACAGGGUGGUUCUUAUAAAGGUGCCUAGGGGCAACAACACACAGUCCCAGCUCAGCAGUGCCUCUAGCAAAUGGAAGGAGGACAAGAAGUAUUGGAUUCUUGGGAGUUCUGUAUUGCUAAACGUUCUACUUAUCUCUAUUCUGCUCGUUGGCACUUAUUGCGGUAUCUCCAUCACCUCCAAGAAGAAACUCCAGUCAUCGCAAUCGUCAGGUAGUUCCAUACUGCCCCUGAAGAUUUUCACUUACAAUGAAUUGGACAAGGCAACCAGUGGCUUCCGUGAUGUGCUAGGCAGUGGUGCCUCUGGUACUGUGUACAAAGGACAGCUGCAAGAUGAACAUGCGACCAGCAUUGCGGUCAAGAAAAUAGAAAAACUCCAGCAAGAGACUGAGGAGUUCAUGGUGGAGGUGCAAACCAUCGGGCGGACGUUUCACAGGAACUUGGUCAGGUUGCUUGGUUUGUGCAAUGAGGGGACUCACAAAAUGCUAGUUUAUGAGUUCAUGACCAAUGGCUCGCUGAGCGAGUUCCUCUUUGGUGAUGCUCGCCCAUAUUGGAGCCUCCGUGUGCAAGUCGCACUUGGAGUGGCACGAGGGCUGCUCUACUUGCAUGAGGAGUGCAACACACAGAUUAUCCACUGCGACAUAAAACCACAGAACAUCCUUCUUGAUGACAACUUUAUGGCAAAGAUUGCAGACUUUGGUCUGGCGAAGCUUCUUCGAGCCAAUCAGACGCAAACAAACACCGGCAUCCGGGGUACUCGAGGUUACGUUGCUCCAGAGUGGUUCAAGAACAUAGGGAUCACUUCCAAAGUCGAUGUUUACAGCUUUGGGGUGAUCCUGCUGGAGCUCGUAUGCUGCAGGAGGAAUGUGGAGCUAGAGAUCGCCGAUGAAGAACGCUCAAUACUAACUUACUGGGCAAACGAUUGCUACAGGUGUGGGAGGAUCGGCUUGUUAGUGGAAGGCGACGAUGAGGCAAACUUCAACAUAAAAAAGGCAGAGCGCUUCGUGGCUGUAUCUCUUUGGUGCCUCCAGGAGGAGCCGACUAUGCGGCCAACCAUGCUUAAAGUGAUACAAAUGCUUGAUGGAGCAGUGGAGAUCCCCACGCCUCCGGAUCCCUCUUCCUUCAUCAGUUCACUUCAGUAAUGCCUGCUUGUUACCAAAUAUAGUAAGUUGUACCGUUUUCUAUUGAAGCUUCAAAAUUAAUGGUAUGCAGUAUUUCAGGAACUUAUGUUUAGCUGAACAUAUAGCAUCACUAUUGCAUUAUCUAGUUUUUAAAAAAUAUAUGUAUCUUCUUUUCAUAAUGCAUCUUCAUAUCAAUUUAAAUGCCUAUUUAUA
Messenger RNA from Hordeum vulgare subsp. vulgare (domesticated barley), 2682 nucleotides. RefSeq names its product G-type lectin S-receptor-like serine/threonine-protein kinase LECRK2. The transcript has a single exon. Gene Ontology annotation, molecular function: protein serine/threonine kinase activity; ATP binding. Gene Ontology annotation, biological process: protein phosphorylation. Bases 61 to 2490 code for a protein of 809 amino acids. Lineage: Eukaryota; Viridiplantae; Streptophyta; Magnoliopsida; Poales; Poaceae. The record is from RefSeq and is a predicted model, not a curated record.